Filobasidium floriforme is the source of this 1147-nucleotide messenger RNA. RefSeq names its product Alpha/Beta hydrolase protein. Gene Ontology annotation, molecular function: hydrolase activity. The coding region runs from base 226 to 1095 and encodes 289 amino acids. The record is from RefSeq and is a predicted model, not a curated record. The transcript has 6 exons. NCBI's taxonomy places the organism in Eukaryota, Fungi, Basidiomycota, Tremellomycetes, Filobasidiales, Filobasidiaceae.
AGUACAUAGCAUGCCGGGGUUUCGCUCUCGAAUUCGUUACGUCAUCGCCGAGACGCAACAUGACCUGAGCAGCAUGAACAGCAAGCAGUUCGACGAUUUGGACAACUUGAACCAUCAUGAAAUCAUCUCGAUCACCUCGAUAUUCCGACUCCGAGGCCUCAAAGGUAGCGUCAACUUGUGCCAGCGGCGCAACAGAAAUAGACAUAUACACAAACGAUAUACAUCAUGGCUCGAUCUUGCGCAGACGACUGCCUUGCAGUCAAGCUGCAGACUGGCGAACGCAAAGGCACCUAUUUCGAUCUCGAACUGCCCAUCUCGGGCACGGUCAAGACUUACCUGACAGCUCCUGACGGUCACACGAAGGCACAAGUCGAAGCCGACAAGGCUGACAAGAUCGUCCUAUGGAUGGCGGAUAUUUACGGUCCUCAUUUCAUCAACAACUGCUUGUUCAUGGACUGGCUCGCUAGUCAGGGAUACUUGGUCAUUUCGCCUGACUACUUUUACGGCGAGCAGGUGGCCGAGCUGAACAAGAAUCCCGAUUUCACCCUGAGCGAUUUCAUCCCGAAAUGGUUGAUCAAGGUGGACGACGGACAGGGGAAUCAGGUUCAGAAGACGACCUUGUUGCUCCGGGAAUGGAUGCCAAGGGUCAAACAAAUGUAUGGAAAUCCCGACACAAAGUAUGGUAUCGUUGGGUUCUGCUUCGGUGCCCCCUACGUCCUUGACUACUGCACAACCAGUGAGGUGUCUGCAGGGUCCAUCAUCCACCCUGCUAGGUGUGAUAGCGAUGUCGUUUUCCACAAACUCAAACAGCCGCUCUACGCCUCUUUGGCAGAACAAGAUUCGCAUUUUCCGCCGCCCAGAAGACGCGCUCUCGAGGUCGCCCUGACAGGUCUCGCUAGUCCUGAAGCACCAGACGGGGACGCCCACGACGACAAUCUUGUCGGAACCGGUGGGUACGACUACCAGAUCCAUAUCUACUCGGGCGUCAGACACGGGUUUGCCUUGCGAGCCAACCUCGAUAUCGAAAGAGUUCGCUGGGCAAAGGAGAGGACUGCUGAAAGCCUCAAGUCGUGGUUCGAUCGAUUCCUCUGUUGACGUCAACAAGAGAUAUUUGCGGAUCCACGACGUGGGAGGCGUGUAUCUCAUG